This is a messenger RNA of Salmo salar (Atlantic salmon), 1079 nucleotides long. It is a transcript of the gene cdka1, whose product is annotated as Cyclin-dependent kinase 2-associated protein 1. NCBI's taxonomy places the organism in Eukaryota, Metazoa, Chordata, Actinopteri, Salmoniformes, Salmonidae. Gene Ontology annotation, cellular component: cytoplasm; nucleus. The record is from RefSeq and is a predicted model, not a curated record.
CUGUACCACAAAUUGGAGAGGGGUUACAUCGUAUCAGCACGGGCCCAAUCACAGCUUUGAGAGAAGACGGAGAAUCUUCAGAAGAGGGGCCUCCAGUGCACGUGUGUUGUAGAUAAGAUUUUGUUUGAUCUUUAUGCUUAAUAUUUAGGUAAGAGGGAAUUUCUAGGAGGGAAAAGUGUGGCCAAUUCGAGGCAACAAUGGAUGCGUCUCCAAGUCCCCAGACAAAGACAGUUGGAAACAUCCAGUCUCCGUCAGCAGCCAACUUGGCCACGUUGCAGUCCUACAGGCCGCUGGUGAACGAUGUUUACGCACCACCCUCCUUGGGCUUCACACAGGGAUCCAGCAGCAGCCAGGUACCCCAGAGUAAGUAUUCAGAGCUGCUGGCCAUCAUCGAGGAGCUAGGGAAGGAGAUCCGGCCCACAUACGCUGGAAGCAAGAGUGCCAUGGAGAGAAUAAAACGAGGUAUCAUCCAUGCCAGGGGACUGGUGCGGGAGUGCUUGGCAGAGACUGAGAGAAAUGCCAGGUCCUAGCUACAGAAGCACUACCCUCUCCUGUAGAAGAACCAAUACUCUCACUCACCAUGUAAAAGACCACUGCAUGGCACAUCCUCUAAAAAGAGGAAUGGAAAACAAAAUAAGGGAUGGUUAGAAAGGUCAAAAAAUGUUUCUGGAAGGUUGAGAUUUGAGAAAAGGAGGGAAAGGGGACACUAGAAUAGAAUUCAGAAUUCAAAGGAUUUGGUUUUUCUUCAUGCCCCGUUUUGGGGUCACAGUUUCCUGACUUCAUAUUUAAAAUUAAUAGUAAUUUUUGCAUGCAAACGUAUGGGUCCACCAUGGCCUUCAGUUAAUUGUAGACAUUGCAUGGCUUGUUUCCGGAUUAGACUAGGAGAGGAACACCUUUUUGGUAGAUGUUGGUCUGAAUUCCAGACCCUUAAUGGUUGAACAAGUGAAGGACAGAAACGUGCCAAAUACAUUGGUUCAUUCAUGUUGAGGUUCUUUUUUGGGAUCAAAAAUGAAAAUGCUGUUACUUGCAUAUUUGUAUGUAUUUAUUACUUGUGUAAUAAAAUGUAUUUUCAAUACAAA